CAUAUUUCCACAAGCAUAUACAUCCAGACGAUGAGAAGGCUGCGUCAGAAUUGCACAUGAAAUACUUGACGGAGUUUGGUCUUGCUGUGCGGGGAUUGUCAAGACAUCAUGGCAUUGAUCCCCUGGAUUUCGAUAAGCAAUGUGAUAGCGCACUGCCUCUGGACAACCUCUUACGGCCGGACCCAAUGGUCAAGGCUCUCUUUCGCGACAUAGAUAGAGACAAGGUAAAUGUCUGGUCCUUGACGAAUGCGUACAAGAAUCACGCUUUUAGAGUUCUUCAAAUUCUAGAGCUCGAAGACGAGAUGGACGGUGUAGUCUUCUGUGACUAUGGGGUCCCAAACUUUUCAUGCAAACCAGAAGCCCAAUUUUACGAGCUGGCACUAAUGCAGGCCGGCGUACGGGACUCUUCUCGUUGUUUUUUCAUUGAUGACAGCCUUGCCAACGUCCAAGCCGCGAAGAAACUUGGUUGGGGAUCUUGUGUAUAUUUCUGUGAGAAAGAUGCAUCGAGCUCUGCAGAGUUGAGCCCAGGUACGACCGGCGGGGUAGAUCAUGUCAUCUCCGAUCUGGGGGAGCUUCGUCGGGUAUGGCCAGAGAUCUUCCGGAGGACACCGACGGAUUUAAGCACCUCCCAGUGUGCCAGCCCACCAUAGCGCAUCAUCUCAUUAUUCCGGUAUGCCUUCCCUGUGUAGUAAAGUGGGUAUUGAACUUGGAGGGAUCAAUCCAACCUCAGUUACGACGGCUGAUAUCAUGGACGCCGGCGUCAAAUCGUAAAGUGGAUUUAACGACUGCAAGUAAGGCCGAGG
Cantharellus anzutake is the source of this 803-nucleotide messenger RNA. Its product is annotated as Haloacid dehalogenase-like hydrolase-domain-containing protein. The record is from RefSeq and is a predicted model, not a curated record. Lineage: Eukaryota; Fungi; Basidiomycota; Agaricomycetes; Cantharellales; Hydnaceae. The transcript has 4 exons. The coding region runs from base 57 to 650 and encodes 197 amino acids. Gene Ontology annotation, biological process: nucleotide catabolic process; pyrimidine nucleobase metabolic process. Gene Ontology annotation, molecular function: nucleotidase activity.